GUCAAGCAACACCUACCACCUACUUAACCUAUAAUGACGAAAUAAAUACCUACCAAGGCACUUUUAAGAUAUCUAUAAUAAUAAUUUGAGUAGAGUGAAUAUUGUUUUGUUGUUUUUCAGUUUCAUCUUUUGUAAGUUUGGGCAUAUAGUUUUGAAAUGGAAAAUAGCAACAAAAUUGUGCCUCCACAUCUUAACGCCGAGGUUUAUAGAUCUGAUACUACCGGCACGAGUACAAUGUCGUAUUUCGAUCAUAUUUCCAUUAAUGAAGAGAAUAGAGUGCUCAUUGGGUGCUCAGAGUUAACCGGUCGAUAUUGGAAUGGUGGAGCAAUCAUACACACAUCAGUUUCUGAAGGAAAAAAUCCUCAAAAUAUACCUAAGAAGAACAUUCACUUGUCUAGUGGAACAGCUGAUGGAUGUUUUUUAGGCAAAUUGGAUAAGCUCCUUUUAUGUCAAGACAAUGGUUCAGUUAGUAUUUGGUCAUCAUCAUGUGAUGAAGUAUGGAAAAUGUGGAGUGAAGAUGUGUCGGUAGCUGAACAUGAUGAUGCUGUGUUGGCUGUGGACUGCCUCACUCCGGAAACUGAAUAUGUUACAGCUGGUGCAGAUGGAAAUAUCAAAGUUUGGGAUGUAAAUGAGAUGAUCUGUACCCAUAACUACAUUGCUGCUCACAGUAUGUCAAUAUGCGGUGUAGCAGUUCUACCAAACUCAAAGAGCUUUGUAACAGGCUCCUUGGAUGAAUACAUAAGUUUGUGGGAUGAAGUUGUUGAUAAACCUAUUGUAGAUUUAGUGAAGAAUGAUUGUGGUGUCCGAUGUGUGCAGUGGAUCAAUGAGAAUAAAUUAAUAUUUGGUGAUGAAUCUGGAGUGCUAAGUUUAGUGGAUGCUAGGAAUCCAAAGUCAAUAAUAAGACUAAAAGAGUUUCCAGCUGCAGUGCACAGAAUAGCCAUUAAUAGAAACUCUGACAAAGUAGCUGUAUGCUGUGAUAAUAAAAUAGUUUCGGUUUGUGCAAUCAACGCAGACGACUCUGCCGAAGUUAUAUAUUACGAUAGACACACACACGGCAACAUAGUGCGCGGACUGGCGUGGGAUGGCAGGGAAGAUCUUGUGUUGCACACAGUCGGUUGGGAUGGGGAGAUGAAAUCACACGAUAUUGUUACCAACUAAAGUUUAUUUUUAAAUAUAUCCUUCAAUUUCA
This is a messenger RNA of Plodia interpunctella (Indianmeal moth), 1189 nucleotides long. RefSeq names its product methylosome protein WDR77-like. NCBI's taxonomy places the organism in Eukaryota, Metazoa, Arthropoda, Insecta, Lepidoptera, Pyralidae. The transcript is spliced from 6 exons. Gene Ontology annotation, biological process: oocyte axis specification. Gene Ontology annotation, molecular function: protein binding. Bases 157 to 1158 code for a protein of 333 amino acids. Gene Ontology annotation, cellular component: methylosome. The record is from RefSeq and is a predicted model, not a curated record.